GCUUUUUUAUUCAAUAAUUCUCUUAUUCUUAAUUUUCUUUUCAGAUUUCUUUCUUUCUGUUUUUAAUUUUUGCUUCUGUUUUUUAAAGUGUAUAAUUUAGAUCAGCCGUACGAAGCAAUGCAUGCUUGUGUGUGUGAUCCAUAAAACACGAAACAUUGAGAAUAAGGAGAAUUAAACAAAUCAACGAGUCAAAGGUGUUCAGAAUGUGAUGAGUGAGGUCAUCUUUAUUUUCUUUAAACAAAAUGUCAUUUUUAUAACUUUUCUGGUGAAAUUGAAACACAGUUUCAGUGAGAUUCGAAAUGUUAUGUAAGUGUCACGCGUUUCUAGUGAAUUUCCAUUUUCCAUUUUUAAACAAGGAAAUGCUCUAAAACCAUAUUUGACGUCCAACAAUUUAUUUGACUUUUUGAUGUCCAUCUCGACAUUUAUGAGACAUUUUGACUCUUUUUCUGCAGGUGGGGGUUAGUGGUCCAGAGGCGUGCAUGUCAAAAGCCUGGAGGCAUAGAGCCCUGAGACAAUGUUUGCUCAGCUUAAUAAGGCCUGUAUAAAAGUCAAUGAAGCAGGCAUUCCUUCACUUACUCUCACUUGAAGUCUUGUGCACACCCACAUCACCCUCACACACACGCGUGCGCACACGCAGGCCAGAGGAAGGUUGUCACCAGCAGUGUUAGUCAUCAUUAGGUUUAGUAAUGCAGCUUUGAACAAUAGCACUUCAUCACAUCCACUCUUGUGUUAGAUUUGACAGCGUCUUGAUUCUGUAGGACCGACCGCAGGCCUCCAAUCAUCUUCACCUGUUCAUCUGAGAGACCAACACAAACUUAAAGAAGAGACUCGCACCUGCAGCGCUCUCUUCACCUGGACAGGAGACGAUGGCCAGUCCCGUUCGAAUCCAGACGGACAGUUCACGCUCCAUCGCCGGCUUCCCCGAGAGCCCGCUGUCUUUCCUCAAGCGUGAGGAUGGAAUAGUGCAGACGUCAGACAUGCUGGACCACAAACCUCGUCCAGACGCCUCAGACCGUGGACAUCCAGGACUCUAUCUGUCCUGCUUUGAUAUGUUGUUUACAGAAGACACCACGUGGCUGGUGAGGCUGUCGGAUUCGUGCGGGCCGGCGGGCGGCGUGCCCAGACUGGAACCCGAACAGUGUCCUGUGAUUGACAGCCCGGGUCUGGGAACAUCUCCUCUGUCUCCUACACUCGAGGAACAGGUGGAAGAGAGAUCUCUGGAGCAGGUGCAGAGUCUGGUGGUGGGAGAAGUUCUGAAGGACAUCGAGACGGCUUGUAAACUUCUCAACAUCACACCGGAUCCGAUGGAGUGGAAUUGUGGGAAUGUUCAGAAGUGGUUGCUAUGGACCGAGCAUCUCUACCGGCUUCCGCAGGUGGGCAAAGCUUUCCAAGACCUGGACGGCAAAGAUUUGUGUUCCAUGAGCGAGGAAGACUUCCGUCUGCGCUCGCCGCAGUGCAGCGAAACCUUACACGCCCAUCUGGAGAUAUGGAAAUCAGCUGCCUGGAUGAAGGAGAGAUGUGCGGUCGGAGAGACCAGGAUGAGAGAAACAGAGGAGCUGUGGUCUGAGGCGGAUUCAUCUUGUUCUGGUCAACCCAUUCAUCUGUGGCAGUUCCUCAGAGAACUUCUCCUCAAACCUCAAAGUUACGGCCGCUGUAUACGCUGGCUUAAUAAAGAGAAAGGAAUCUUUAAAAUCGAGGACUCGGCUCACGUGGCUCGUCUCUGGGGUCUGAGGAAGAACCGUCCGGCUAUGAACUAUGACAAACUCAGUCGUUCCAUACGCCAGUACUAUAAAAAGGGCAUCAUCCGCAAACCAGAUGUCUCUCAAAGACUCGUCUAUCAGUUUGUUCAUCCGGUUUAGGAGAUGAGACGACGGCCUCUGAACUGACAAACCUUCAACAUUUCAUUCAAUCUUUAUUAAAGACACCAAGAGAACUUUAGGAUGUCUAUCAUUUUCUAAACAUCAAGUGUGCUUGAUUUAAAAUACUUUAACACGUGUUACAGGUGUGUCGGCUCUUAUCUGUUACUUUAAGACGAUUCUGUCACAUCAUUUAUGAUGUUUAAUAAGAGUGAUCAGGUGAAAAAUAAGAAAGGUUCUUGGGUAUGUUCGAGAAAGCAGAAGAGAAGAUCACUCGCAGCGUCUGCCUGUUUGUCAACACUACAGAGGGUGGAACCUUCAUUCAAAUAUUGUUUCUCUUUGCACCUUUAUGUACAUUCAGGACGUUCACAUGAGCGUGUGAAUAUGUUUGAGCAAACCUUCUUUACCCAGCCCAUGAUCUGCUGUGGAAAACCUUCCCGUUCGUCUUAAUCUCCGGCCUGUGCCCAGCAAACAUCACUGUUUUUCUCGGUUUGUGAGUUAUUGUACAGCAAAGCUUUUAACUCCGCCAAUGUUAAUUCAGCUUUAACUGAAAUGAUGAAUGUUCACCUUUACACACACACACAACGCUUAAGAUACGUCAUACGUGACGCCCGUGAAAUGAUGAUAAUUGAUGUCCUGCAACAAGUCAAAUAUCAGUCUGUACGUUUCUCCUGUUUUUUGCGGUUCUCUUGUGAGGAAAUUUCAGUAACAAUUUCACUCUUUUAUUACAGAUCAGAAUAAUUGUACGUGUUCAUUCUGUUGUGCUCAGACAGUUCUGAAUUCAUUUAUUAAAAAAAUCUUUAUUUGUUGUUA
Molecule: messenger RNA, 2669 nt
Organism: Triplophysa rosa
Lineage: Eukaryota; Metazoa; Chordata; Actinopteri; Cypriniformes; Nemacheilidae
Product: SAM pointed domain-containing Ets transcription factor
Exons: 6
Coding region: 867-1859 (330 amino acids)
Biological process (GO): regulation of transcription by RNA polymerase II; cell differentiation
Cellular component (GO): nucleus
Molecular function (GO): DNA-binding transcription factor activity, RNA polymerase II-specific; sequence-specific DNA binding
Source: RefSeq, a predicted model, not a curated record